CUCUCCACGCGUUCGAGGGAACCCGGAAGGGGCCAGGCGGGUGAGUGCGGAGGGAAGCCCUUGUGCCAUCUGGGAGUAGAGCCGCCGAGUCAGGAGUUUUAGGGCCAUGGCUGAUCCUGGGAACAGAGGAGGGAUCCACCGCCCCUUGAGCUUCACCUGCUCCCUGCUCAUUGUGGGAAUGUGCUGUGUAUCUCCUUUCUUCUGCCAUAGCCAGACAGACUUGCUGGCUCUUAACCAAGCUGAUCCUCAGUGCUGGGAAUCCUCCUCAGUGCUUCUCCUGGAAAUGUGGAAGCCUCGCAUUUCCAACACUGUUUCGGGCUUCUGGGAUUUUAUGAUCUACCUGAAGUCAUCUGAGAACUUGAAGCAUGGAGCACUGUUUUGGGAUCUGGCCCAACUCUUCUGGGACAUCUAUGUGGACUGUGUGCUCUCUAGGAACCAUGGCUUAGGAAGGAGGCAAUUGGUUGGAGAGGAAGAGAAAAUCUCAGCAGCGCAGCCACAGCACACAAGGAGUAAACAAGGUACAUAUUCUCAGCUUCUAAGGACCUCCUUCCUAAAGAAGAAAGAGUUGAUUGAAGAUUUGAUAAGCAUGCAUGUGCGUAGGAGUGGGUCUAGUGUCAUUGGAAAAGUGAACCUGGAAAUAAAGAGAAAAUAAAUUGAA
Messenger RNA from Pan troglodytes (chimpanzee), 658 nucleotides. RefSeq names its product family with sequence similarity 237 member A (gene FAM237A). NCBI's taxonomy places the organism in Eukaryota, Metazoa, Chordata, Mammalia, Primates, Hominidae. The transcript has 3 exons. The record is from RefSeq and is a predicted model, not a curated record. The coding region runs from base 107 to 652 and encodes 181 amino acids.